UAUUUCCUGCCACUAUCUUCGGGCCGGGCCGGGCCGGGCUGGGCGGGGCCAUGAUCAAGCAUUUGUGUGUGUGUUUUUUUUUUAAUCAUUACUUAAUUAGCCUAAUUGGGUGGAGAGCUAUGCCAUAAUUAUAAAUAUUAUACGAAUAUUUUAGCAAAGUCGGCCUGAGCAACACGUGUAGGUCUACAAAGUUGCGCAAUUUGCAACGCGUGUCAUGCGCAGCAACGCUCUAGCUCCCGCGACAGCGUCUCCUCCACUUGCACACAUAACACCGGGCCAGCUGUGCUGUAUUGUGUAUGUGUAUAGCCUAAGUGCAACAUGGAGCUUGAAGACGUACAGAAAAAAAAAAUUAAAACGGGGGAAUUAACUUUGAGCAAGUUUGGAGGAAAGUCGGAGGGCUAGAGGAAGACCGAGGAUGAAGACAGUGAUUGUUGUGCACGGUGGUGCGUGGGCCAUCCCGGACAUGUUAGCCGAAGCAUCCGUGGCUGGAGUUAAGAAUGCUGUGCAGGCAGGUGACGCUGUUCUUAAGAAUGGUGGGAGUGCAAUUGACGCUGUGGAAAAAGCUGUGAGGGCUCUGGAAGAUGACCCAACGUUUGAUGCAGGUCAUGGUGCAGUGCUGAAUAUUAUUGGCGAGGUGGAGCUGGACAGUAUCAUCAUGGAUGGGAAAACACUUGCCACUGGAGCUGUGGCCUCUGUGAGAAACAUCGCUAACCCUGUUAGUCUUGCCCGUGCUGUGAUGGAAAAGACAGAUCAUGUUAUGUUGACAGACAGAGGAGCGAGCAUGUUUGCGGAGCACAUUGGUAUUCCAGCAGCUGAUGAUUUGGUGACUGAGCUGGAACGUGAAGACUGGGAAAAAAGCAACACCUAUAAAGUUGGAGUCAAAACGUUAUUCAACACACAGUGGGGCCAUGAUACCGUUGGAGCGGUGGCUCUGGACUCUUUGGGUAAUGUGGCAUGCGCUACGUCCACCGGGGGAAUCAGGAACAAAAUGGUGGGAAGAGUCGGAGAUACUCCUAUUAUAGGAUCUGGUGGAUAUGCAGACAACAGAAGUGGCGCGGUCUCCUGUACUGGCCACGGAGAGUCUAUUCUCAAAGUCACCUUAGCCAGAUUAAUCCUCUUUCAUAUGGAGCAAGGGAAAUCAGCCACAGCUGCCGCUGAUGCCUCACUUCAGUACAUGGGGGAGAGAGUGAAGGGAUGCGGAGGAGCUAUUGUUGUGUCCUCCGCAGGGGACUGGGCCGCCAACUUCACCACACAACGUAUGGCUUGGGCCUCCAUUAAAGAGGACAUCAUGCACUAUGGGUUAAAUCCCAAAGAAGAUUUUACAGAGAAGCUGAAAUGAUAACAUUAUAUUUGAAGUAGGUUUUCAUGUAUCUAAUUGUGAAUUUAUUGAGAUUUUCACCUAGUUCACUCAUUUAAUUAGUUGGAGUAUACAAUUAUGAUUAAUUGCAUCCUUUAUACAAAUUUUACAUUAGAAGUAAUGAGUUGUUUCACAUAUCAAGAAAGAAAACAAAUACUGUUAAUCAAUAAUGAUUAAUUGAUUCAAAAAAUGUUAAGAAGGUUGUUAAGAAAACAUUUUACAUUACUGUACACACACUACAUAAUAACAUUUUUGCAGGUUAUCCCUAUAGUGUUUCAUCAGUGAACAAACAAUAGAAACAAUAUGGUUUUAAAGGAGAAGUUCACUUCCAGAACAAAAAUGUACAGAUAAUUCACCCCCUUGUCAUCCAUGAUGUUCAUGUCUUUCUUUCCUCAGUCGUAUAGAAAUUGUGUUUUUUGAGGAAAACAUUUCAGGAAUUACCUCCAUAUGGGGGACUUCUGUGGUGCCCGUGAGUUUGAACUUCCAAAUUGCAGUUUCAAUGCAACUUCAAAGGGCUCUAAACGACCCCAGCCAAGGAAUAAGGGUCUUAUCUAGCGAAACAAUUGGUCAUUUAAAAAAAAUACGUAAAUAAAUAAACAUUUAUAUACUUUUUAACCUCAAAUGCUCAUCUUGUCUAGCUCUGCCAUGCACAUACACACGUAUACGUAUUCUGUGCACUCGGUUCAUGACAGUUAGGGUAUGUCAAAAAACUCCCAUCUCAUUUUCUCCUCCAACUUCAAGAUCAUCCUACAUUGACGUUGUAUCUUUUUUUUUUGUAAAGUUUUUUGACUUUCUUUGCACGUUCACUUUGUAAACACUGGGUCGUUACUUCUGCAGCGAUGUAGGACUAGGGCUGGGUAUCGUUCAAAAAUUUUCAAUAACGAUACCGAUACUGAUACCUUGACUUCGAUACCGGUUCCUGAACGAUACUUUUUUUUUUUCCAAUACCAAUUUUAUGAAAUCAAUUUUAACAAGAUUACAUUAUUUCAAAAUAAUAAUAAAAUAUAUCCAACACAAUAAAUCUGUGAAAAUAAUUUUAAUAAAGCUCAAAAAGGCUACAUUCACACUAGUGCAUGUUCGUUUUAAAAUGCAUACCUCAGACAGAAUCAUAAUUUCUAUUCAUUUUCCACUAAUUUACUGACAAGCACUAGCACCUUAUAGCACUGUCUGCUGGUAUGUAUAACAUUAUAUGCCUUCUCUCUUCUGCAAUCAUUUCAACAACAUUACAUGGCCAAAAAACACAUUCAACGGCAAACGGAAGUUAUUACAAACACUCACUGGUGGUUUAAAAUGAAUUUUGAGUAAAAGCGGGAAUAUAAAUCUUAUUUAUUGUCUUAUGUAGCAUCAUGCUACAGUGUUCGUGAAUGAUCACGUAACACUCACUUUCGGUCAUGUAGCAUGAACAGAUACCUUUUCUGAAAUGCCAGUAUGGAUGAGGAUUGUUUUAAUUUUUUAAUUAAAUUUUAGUGCUGCAGGCUUAUUGGCACACUGAUGUUGACGAGAUUAACCCCUUAGGUAUCUAAGUUUGGUACCGAACAACAAGAGGUUUGUCGAUACUCGAUGGUAUCGAGGCAUUUCGGUCGGUACCUAAAAAGUGUCGAACUCGAUACCCAGCCCUAUAAAGGACAAUUGAGUACAUGAUCUGUAAACUUUUGUUCUGGAAGUGAACUACUCCUUUAAGUAACUGAAUAUGUCAUAUAGUAUGACUGAAUAAGUAACCGUCUGAAUGUGUCAUAAAAUAGGAAAACAUUGACAGAAGUAUACUGUAUAAUGGCAAAAUCAACAUAUUAAUUUAACCACAUACAGCUGUUUUCACUACAUUUGUGAAAUUUAAGUUUAUUAAAGAUGAAUCUUACCCAUUCAUGUCUUUAGUCACUUCGUUUCAGGUUUUUAUCAGGGGGCUAACUGCUGGAUCUGGAGGAUAAAAUGAUAUUUAUGUUUCCUUCAAAAAGAUCACAGUUUUCCUGCUGAUUUGUGAAAAAUACCCUUGAAUUUUUGUUUGCAUCUUUGGUAUAAGAACAGAGCAGUGACGAUAUUAUAAAAUGGAAAUGAGGGAAUGCUGUUAAAAUAUUCCAGCCAUGGGAAUUGACGGAUGAAUAAUUAUGUCCUGAAAGAAAAAGUCUUUAUUAGUAAAAGUUUUUGCAACUGCUCCUAGUUAGUGUCUCCUUAGUUGCCCUCCUCACUCAUUGCUAAUUUAAUUUUGUUUCAAAUUAAGGACAAGCUGUGUAUAUAUAAAGACAAAUAUUCAGUAGUUCACACACUUUAAACAAUUAA
Labeo rohita (rohu) is the source of this 3631-nucleotide messenger RNA. RefSeq names its product isoaspartyl peptidase/L-asparaginase. The record is from RefSeq and is a predicted model, not a curated record. Lineage: Eukaryota; Metazoa; Chordata; Actinopteri; Cypriniformes; Cyprinidae. Gene Ontology annotation, molecular function: asparaginase activity.